AUGCCGUCCUGCUGGAAAUGGCUGCGAUGCAAAUCGCCUAUCCCCAAGGCAUCGAAAGCGUCAAAAACAAAAACAGACGCGGCUCCGACAUCCCCCGCUCCCGAAGCGGCUAGCGGCUGUCUACCCGUCGCGGGGCGGCAAACGUUGACUUUGACGCCAUCUGUUGAACUUGUUGAACCUGCCACUCCAGGUACCGGCCAAGGUAGCACGUCUUCAUCAGAACGGGCUCAUGACGGGCUUCAAAUGGGGCCCGAGCUGAUGGAGACUCUCAAGCGGAAUGUCGCUUCGGAAGAUGGGCUGACCGAGUCUCAAGGGGUGAGCGAUGGCCACCGGAAGAAACCUCGGUUGAGUCAGGAUCCUUGUCCCACCCGCGUCGAUAGAGCUGGACCUGCAUCAGAACCUGGAUUAGGAUCUGGUUUUGACUCCGAACCCGCGUUGUGCGAGUCUCCCUUGCAUUUCGCGCUACAGGGUGGCCGGGAUGAUGUCGUGAAGGCUCUGCUGGCUGGGGGUGCGGAUGUGGAGCACAUGGAUAAUCUCGGUCGCACCGCUCUAUUCUACGCCGUGCUAGGCACCGAGGACUCACUACGAUCAAUCCUCAACCAGGCCGCGAAUAUCCACCAUAGAGAUCAUCGCGGCUUGACAUCUUUGCUUUACGCUGUAUAUCACCGACGCGAUCGUGCCGUGCGCAUCCUGCUAGCAUACGGCGCCGAUGUCACUGCAACAAGCAAUAUCGGCGACAACGCGCUGCGCUUGUGUGUGGAUAUCCAAUCUCCCAAAUCAGGAUGCCAGGGGACGAUCGAGGCCUCGCUGAGCAUGAUGAAAUUACUCCUGAACCACGGAGCCGAGCUGAACAUCCGCAGCACGGCCUUCGAUAUGACACCAUUACUGAACACCGCGGCAUUUUCCGACUUUGUCGCCGGCGCUCAGUUGUUGAUUGAGAACGGCGCGGGCAUCGAAGAAGUCGAUCUCAUGGACCGCACGCCGCUCCUCAACGCGUGUAAUACUUUCAAAACAACCGACGGCAGUAUGGCGCGACUCCUCUUACAACAGGGCGCCGAGGUCGAGCACAGAGACCACAAGGGCAGGACAGCGUUGGCGUUGGCUGCCUCAAGGGGUCAAGACAUGACUGUCCGUAUUCUACUUCGCCAUGGUGCGAAUAUCGAGGCUCGGGACCUCGUCCUGAGAACUCCGCUUAUGCAUGCCGUACGGGAAGGCUGGCCCUCCGUGGCAAAUGUGCUUUUGGAAAAUGGCGCUAGGGUGAAUGUCAUGCAACGAACGGGUCUGACCCCUCUCGCUGUGGCCAUCAAGGCUCUUCGCAGAAUCAUCGAACAUUCAAAACGACACUCCAACCAGCGCCAUGUCAAGGUUAUCGGCCAGCUGCUUUCCUACGGGGCCGAUGUGAAUCUCAUUGGAGACGAGGCGCGUCGCAUAUUGAAUGGGAUUAGUCAACGGAAUGGUGAUGGCUGGUCAUUGUCCGAAAAGGUCGUGGCGGAUGUCAUACGCGAGGCAGAGUCGUCGACUCGGAAUAGCAUUUGA
Penicillium manginii is the source of this 1536-nucleotide messenger RNA. RefSeq names its product ankyrin repeat domain-containing protein. Gene Ontology annotation, molecular function: protein binding. The transcript has a single exon. NCBI's taxonomy places the organism in Eukaryota, Fungi, Ascomycota, Eurotiomycetes, Eurotiales, Aspergillaceae. The record is from RefSeq and is a predicted model, not a curated record. The coding region runs from base 1 to 1536 and encodes 511 amino acids.